This is a messenger RNA of Danaus chrysippus (African queen), 924 nucleotides long. NCBI's taxonomy places the organism in Eukaryota, Metazoa, Arthropoda, Insecta, Lepidoptera, Nymphalidae. The record is from the annotation of a GenBank genome assembly.
AUGGCGUUUCUCGAAGGUCCUUCUCCGAAGCAGGAGGAAUUUAUCAAACAGGAACUCGGUGAAGGUCCCGGGGAUUUAGAAAGAGGUUUGAGGGACUUACACAGCAUGUGCGCAGCCAACCCCUAUCUGCCACAACCUGAAGCCUUAGACACGAAUCUAUUGAAGACAUUCCUACGUGGCUGUCGCAUGGACUUUGAAAGAGCGCGAAAGAAGUUAGAAACUUUUUGCUACUCGCGCUCAAGAUACAGAGACCUUUACGAGCAUCGUUCACUGAAUGAACCACCAUUGAACGACGUUUGCAAAUUCUUAGAUAUAGUGCCUCUUCCAAAACUUACGGACGAGGGUCUAAGAGUGACAAUCUUCAGGGUUCGUCCAAACUACCCUGAAAGUUCUUCUGAUAUACUGGCUGCUGUUAGAGCCGUGUUGCUCAUAUGUGAUGUGAGAUUAAGAGACGAGACGCUCAUAGCGGGAGACGUCUUCAUUUGGGAGGCUACCCACGUGCGCGCGUCUAUUGCCGCCCGCGUCGCCGCCGCGGCAGGAGCGGUCCGUCGCAGUAUACAGCUAGCGCAGGCCGCGUACCCGCAGAGAAUGCGCCGCAUUCACGUCGUCGGCGCGCCCGCUCUAGUAGCCUCCUCACUCAACCUCAUGAGAGCAUGUGUCAACGAGAAAGUUAGGAAAAGGUAUUAUCUACACGACAAGACAGAGGAGCUUCUGGAGCACAUACCAGCGAGAGUAUUGCCGGUUGAAUGGGGUGGCGAAGAGGAAUCUAUUGAGGUGUUAACGAAGAAAUGGCGGCGUCGCGUCGAUGAAAUGCGCGACUAUCUUAGAGACCUGAGCGAGCUGUGUGACGUCACACCGGACACGCUAUACGACAACGACAUCUACGGCGCCGUGGGAUCGUUCAGAAAACUGGACAUUGAUUAG